ACAAAGAUCCCGUCACCGCCCCGGUGAGAAGGAAGUUGUUCCUUGUUGAUGUCACACCAGCGCCGGCUCAGCCCGCUCAAAGGUUUCCAGCGGUGAAGGGGCUCCAGACUGGGUGACCCCCGGAACAACCUAUGAUUCACGUGCGGGGGCGGAGACUCCAGCUCGGCUUCACCGCCGGAGGAAGGACCGUCCGGGACUAGCAACUGCGACCGCGCGGAGGAGCAGCGCCAGAGCUCACUCGUCGACAACUCCCGUAUUUCUUCCUUUUUUAUUGGCUUCGACGAUGUUUACAAUGUGAAGAAGAUGUCCGGGACAAGCUCUGAUUGGGUGGAGAUCCUGGAACCGCGCUCUCGCGAGCGUAUGUAUGUGAAUUUGGCCACUGGCGAGUGCGGCUGGGAACCCCCUCUCGGCGCGCCAGUCCGCCAGGCAGACGGAAACCAGUGGUGGGAGCUGUUUGACCAACACAGCGGCCGAUUCUAUUACUACAAUUCUACAGGCCGGCGUACGGUCUGGCAUCGACCACAGGGAGCCGACAUCGUGCCCCUCUCCCAGCUUCAGGCUAUGAAGCGCUGCAGCGAGACCAGUCGGGCUGGAGUAGUCGUGGAUCGACACCACCAUGGGACCACAGGCAGUAUCAGCAGCAUGGGUAGCCAAGGCCCCUCAAGUCCACUCCCUGAGGAAGACAGAGACCCUCCAGUUCCCAGAAUGCUAGGAACUUCUGAGGAGGCUGGCAACCCAGAGCUGGACCCCGCAGUUGACAUGAGGUCACAGGGAGAUGGCAGCAGCACUGAUCACAGCACAGACGUCAGCAGAGAAUCUCAGAGGGAUGCUUCAGAAAGAUGGCAGCCUACACCGGGUUCGACGGCGGCCAUGUUGGUGAAGGUGAGCAGCACGAGUCGAGGCCCCGGCGUACCGGCAUCACAACCACAGCAGCACCUCCAGCACAGCCCCCAUCACAAAAGCAGCAUCAACUUCACACUGCAUCCAGCAGGCAAUAAAACUCCAGGAGGACACUCGAGCUCCCCGCAGGGAUAUAAAACCGCCCCCUCUGGCAAAAUGGCAAGCGAAACUCGCCAAAUUCAUCACCUGAGGAAAGCCAGUAAUGGCAGCUUUUGUUUGGUGACAGAGACGGGCCAUCCCAGUCCUCUUUUGCAUAGAUCCCAGACCAGCACACCUCGGCCUGUCUCCCCUCAGUAUGGCAGCACUGUCCCCAUCUACGAUGAGCCAGUUAAAGAGUGUCCCAUAUAUGAUGAGCCACCAAUGGACAUGGAGGUAGAGGGGGCCCAUUUGUACAAUGCAAAGCAUCAGUCGCGCCUGACACCCAAUCAAAGCCUUCAGAAGCCGAGAUUCCUGCCACAUCCGUCAACGUCGGCGCACCCUGCGUCCAGGCACAGGAGAACUCCUUCUGCCUCCGAUUAUAGUCCAGCUGGUCUGGAGUGCAUCAAACACAUGAUCAAUGUGGACCCAAAACAGUCUCUCUUAGCCAGUUCUCCUGUCCCCGCACGUUCCCCUUCCCCGAACUCCAGACAGGAUCGUGUUCUCACUCAGCCUCAGCCCCAGGCUCAUUCUUUGCCUCAAGCUCGAGGUCACCUGCGGGACAAAGAGUCGGGGACCCCCGGUCCCAGCACACUGGAAAAGAAGCAGAGCUGGCGUGUUCUGGAAGCCACUGUGCAACGAGCCAUGGAGGCUCGACACAGCAGACAGAGCAGCCAGGCCUCACAAGACUUUCCUGCGUCCACCCCGCAGGCUACUGCAAACUAUCAAGACUCGGGCUACUCCACUGGCCCCUCUCCAAGUCUCAGAAGGAAAAGCAGGAGACGAAUGGGAGCCAGUGGUGCUGGGGGCCGACCAGGGUCAGUAGGCAGCAGCGGUGAGCUUAAUGCCCUAAAUGAGCGAUUGAUGGCUGAGAUGAGGGAAGUGGUGAGUCGCUCUAAUACCAUGAGAGAAGUCAGAGUGGGAUUGGACCCUGAGAUCGGGGACAGGAGUUUAGGGUCUCGUACUCGCUCCCCUGAAUCUCACAGGUGGUAUGGUGGAGUGGCAGCAUCUGUGGGCAGAUGCCCAUCAAGAGAAGACCUCACUGGGGCGUCCCGGUCUGUUGGCAGACCCGGGACCUCUGCAUUGACCCCGCUGGAGAUACCGGGGAGACAAAAACGGACAUAUGAAAAGGUGGACACCCUGGACAUGAGCAUCAACAGUCAUACUAGCCUGUCGUCACCUGAGACCCCAGGACCGCCCUCCCAGGCCGGAACCCUGGAGAUCCAGGCUCAGCUGGACAGCAAAAAGAAAGGCAUGGUGGAUGGACGUACCGCUUCUCUUGGUCCUCACCGACCUGCCAUCCAUGAAAACAAAGAGGGAGGUAGUGUAGCAGGGGGGUCAGCCUACCAGCUCUCCUAUGCCACACUACGUCAACCCCCACCGCCAGACAUGGGGAUGGAGGACUGGGCCAGCAAGCACCUCAACAUGCACACACAAGGCCUGUUCAGAAGACGGGUCUCUAUCGCCAACAUGCUGUCAUGGAACCGUGGCUCCAUCAAAAAGCCGAUGCUUGUCACCAGCAACAGAGCUGUGAGGAAAGAGGCCUGCGAGAUGUUCAAACUGGUGCAGGCCUACAUGGGAGACAGACCUUCUCGUCUGGACCGCCGCCACAGCGCCCUGAUGAUCGUCACCAAGUGCUGGGACAUGCCGGGCCUGAGGGACGAGCUGUACGUCCAGCUGGUGAGGCAGACGACGGGAAACGCCAGCCCUCGGAGUUUGGCGGCUGGUUGGGAGCUGAUGGCCGUCAGCUUGGCCUUCUUCGCCCCCUCGCCUAAGUUCCGCUGCUACCUGGAGGGUUACAUCCAGAGACACACGGAGCCCACCAGCGACAAGAAAUGUGAGUCUCAGACAGAGCAACAGGUGACUCAGUUCAUAUUGGAACAACAGGAGCUGAAAAUAAAGAAAAACUCAAAGUCCAGGAAGAAGAGGAAACAGAACACAGAGGAUGAAGAUGGUUUGCCCAUCAGCACGUACGCCAAGUUCUGCCAUCGGAAACUGUUGAAGGUGGCAAUCACAGGAGGCAAAAAGGGUCUACGGAAGCCCACCUUGGAGGAAAUCGACCACAGCAGGCGGGCCAUCGUCACGCCCUCUCUUUUCGGGAGCUCCCUGGAGGAGGUGAUGGAUCGGCAGAGUGAGCUUUUCCCGGACAGGAAACUGCCCUGGGUGCAGGUUCAGCUCUCCCAGUAUGUGCUGGCUCUCGGUGGGGCUCAAACGGAGGGCAUCUUCAGGGUCCCCGGCGAUAUCGAUGAGGUGAACGCGUUGAAGCUGCAAGUGGAUCAGUGGAGAAUCCCGGAAAACCUGUCGGAUCCGAAUGUCCCCGCCUCGCUGAUGAAGCUGUGGUAUCGGGAGCUGGAGGAACCUCUCAUCCCCAUGAACUUCUACAAGCAAUGUGUCAGUAACUGUGAUGACCCAGUGGCUGCCAUCGCAGUGGUGCAAUCUCUGCCGGAGCUCAACCGGCUGGUGCUCUGCUACUUCAUCCACUUCCUGCAGGUGUUCGCUCAGCCAGCUAAUGUCGCCGUCACCAAGAUGGAUGUGAACAACCUGGCGAUGGUCAUGGCUCCCAACUGCCUCCGCUGCCAGUCCGACGACCCGCGCAUCAUCUUUGAGAACACGCGGAAGGAGAUGUCCUUCCUGAGGAUGCUCAUCGUCCACCUUGACACCACUUACAUUGAGGGCUUGGUUUAGUGGCAGCAGACCAACAAAAAACCCUCAAGUUGAGCCAGACCUAUCCGCACAGCAACAUCGAUCUGUUCUGCCGCACUGGAAUCUCCUGGGGUCACAACCAGACUCCUCUGUUAGAGGACAGAUUUCAGGUUUUUACUCACCGAGACACUAGAUGGAGCCAAAUAGUCCGAGUGAGUCUGUGACGCUGCAGCGAGCGCUUCACUGUUAUCACUGUAUUUUCCGACACCACAUCUACAAUGAGGUGGACCUGUUCAAUACUGUAUUUACUGUGGUAUUGUUCUGACAAAAACAAAAGUGUGUGCUUCUAUUUAAAACAGUCUUUCAGGCGUUCGUGUGGUUGUCUGUGUGAAGGUUGCUGAUGCGUGUGUCGGAACAGAUGUGGUGUGUGUGUGUUCAUUUAUCACAGUUCUCAAACUCCUGAGAAAAUAUUUGCAUUUCACACAGGGGUUCAUUUGCUAAAUUAAUCUUCACUUCAACUAGUCAAUCAACAUUUGAUCAUUGAACCUUUCUGUCUUAUCUGUGCUCCUUGCGUUUGUUUUUGUGGGGCUCAUGUUUGGUUAUUAAACAGGCCUUGGUUGUGACACUCACAAAGAGUCGGUCCUGCGAAACACACUGAGCUUGUUCGUGCCCUUGUAAAUAAAUCAGCUCUGUAAAUACUUUACAUCCUCCAAAACAGAGUGUUCUAAAGCUCCAUGUUGAAGGCAAAGUGACAUAUUUUCUUGUAUAGAGCAGACAGGAGUGUUGUUUUGUAAUGAAGAUGUACGGAUCUGCUGUAACAGCCUGCCUUGCGAACAUGACUCAAACCAUGUGUAUAUGUGUUCACUCAUCAUGUUCAGAUGCACAAUAACUGUCUGUGAAUAAAGCUCUGCUUAAUUGUA
Synchiropus splendidus (mandarinfish) is the source of this 4598-nucleotide messenger RNA. It is a transcript of the gene arhgap46a, whose product is annotated as Rho GTPase activating protein 46a. Lineage: Eukaryota; Metazoa; Chordata; Actinopteri; Syngnathiformes; Callionymidae. The record is from RefSeq and is a predicted model, not a curated record. Gene Ontology annotation, molecular function: GTPase activator activity; protein binding. Gene Ontology annotation, cellular component: cytoplasm; cytoskeleton. Bases 304 to 3720 code for a protein of 1138 amino acids. Gene Ontology annotation, biological process: signal transduction. The transcript has 10 exons.